UGGGCCAAUGCCAUGCGCUCUAAUUUCCCCGAAGGCACAGCCGGCUGUGGACGUGGUGGCCCGGGAUCUCGCCACGUCGGAGGGCGAUCAGCGCGACGAGACCAUCGACAAUUCGUGCUGAUUCUUCUCCCGCGAUCGCAAAAGGAAAAACGGUGGAACGGAAGAUAAAGAAGAGACAAGUACGGGACAUUAAACGGGCUCUUUAAAGGCAAGUUGUUGCUUUUGCUGCUGCACGUCAACAGACGACUGACAUUGUCGUCGUUGUCGUCUUAGGUCGAGCCUCGCGCACGGCGUCCAAUCUUCGCCAUUUCCAUGCGAAGGUCGCCUUGUCAUGGCUAUCGCCCUUCUGGGCAAGUGCGUCGCGCUUCUGGGUCUUGUCGUGCUGCUCUACGCUACUUGCUACGGCUUCCGAAUACGCGAUGUCACGCCGCACUCGGUCGCCUGUGUUCCCGCGCACGACAGAGUCUGCCCGGACAAAACGGCAGCAACCGGGAAAUCGGUGUACUCGGUUCGAAAAUGGCACGAGAGCACGACGUCGCAAAUUGCUGAUGGUGACCGAAAACCACCUGCCGAGUCAACAUUAGGCGUUGGAACAGAGAAGAUCCGGACCACGGAACGUCCAAGAGACAAGGAUGCGAUCAAACUUAUAUCGAAAAACUUCAGGACAAAAAAUGUCGAGACCGAUGACGAUGAAGAUGUAGAAGCGAAGAAAGAAAUUGAAGAGGAUGAGGGAUCGGAGGAAGAUCGGAGUGAUGAGGAUGAUGAAGAGGAAGAAAGAGCGUCCAAGCUAUCGGAUCAAGAUGUUGAAAGCAAGGACAAGGAAAAAACGAUUAUUAGUGAAGAUGGUGAUAAUGAAAGUGCAGAUGAUGAAGACGAUAAUGAUGUAGAGGUUAAAACUAAAAUGAUAAAAUAUAGCAAAAAUAAAGCUGUUGAAAAAGAAGAUGAUGAAGAUGAUGAUGAAGAUGAUGAUGAUGACGAUGAAGAUGAUGACGACGACGACGACGACGAUGAAGAAGAAGAAGAAGAAGAAGAAGGAGAUGAUGAUGAUGAUGAGGAUGAUGAUGAUGACAAUAAUGAUGAUGAUGAAGAAGAAAAAGAGAGACCAAUAGUCAAGACAGAUCGGCAAAAAGUCAGGGAACCAUUUAAAAAACAAGAUAAAAUUCAGGUUCUGCAAAGUGACGAGGAUAAAGACGACAAAGAUAAAGCUAGACAUAAAGAUGAUAUAAGAGAAAGCGUUCCAUCAUCUAAAAAGUUGGAGAAAGUAAGGUUCGCCGAUAAAGACAAAACUAACAUUUUACUUAGCAAGCACGAUGUGGAAAAGUCAAAACAUGAAGAUAAAAGAUCGACUAAUGUCACGAAACCGGCAGUUGAAAGCGUAAAAAAGACAACCGAAAGCACGAAGAAAUUUGAAUCAAUCGAAAGUACGAAGAAACCUAUCGAGAGCGCGAAGAGAUCGAUCGAGGUUAUGCAGAAAUCAGUUGAAGGUGCGAAAAAAUUAUCUGAAACUACAAAAAAGUUGAAUCAGAAGGCUCCUUCCGAGCCUAAGGCCGAGGUAUCUAAAACUGCAACAAAAGUAGUAGACGAAAGAUCGAAGACGCGCGUGAAACCGGAAACUUCAACACCUGCACCGAGGAUCAAGGAGCAGGCGAAACAACUGGAGAAGGCGGAUGUCAAAAAAGUAACAGCAAAAGUAACUUCGAAGCCGUCGAGGGAAGUUUCGCAAGUGGAGAAGCGAGAAACAAAGCCAACAACUACGAGGGAACGUACAGACGCAUCUGUUAUAUUGUCCGAAUUGAAUGAUGCAAUUCUGCGUGUGCCGACCUUCGUGCCAAAUUUUACGAACGUUGAAAAUCUCGAGUGUCAGCAACACGGCAAGAUAUUCCUACGACAAUUGAGAGGUUACAAGUUGUGGGCGCUGCAAAUGCUAGAUUCAAGCGCAAAGAUUUCGUCGGGCUUAUUACGAGGAAACGUGAAUCAGCUCGGGGAUUACGAUCAAUGCUUGGGUGUGCUGGCAUAUGUUAAAGUAGACGAGAGACCGAUAAAAAUUCAAGGGAAAUAUUGCUUGGCUACUGUGGACAUGCAAGCUUCCCAUCCAGACAUGAGGCUGCCGGUCAAUUUAAUGCAAGGGCGCGCUUUCAUACGAGCAAGCAUGCACGACCCAGGUCAUUUCAUUCCGAAAUUCACUACAGUCAAUUGGGCGCUGUGUCUACCCGCGGCGUGUUCAGCUAAGGACGCCGAACGUGCGUUAGAAAGUGCCUUAGAGGAUUACAAUGAAACUGUUGGAAUUAGAUUUACGGUGGACGUCGAUCCUAAUAUGUGUUACGUGAAACAAAAGUCUCAAACUUAUUCGAAAGAAACGAUCGGCGUUCUGUAUUUUUACGCAAUGAUCGUUUGUCUCGUUAUCGUAGCAACUGUAAGAGAUUAUUUCGUGGAAACGCAAGGAAAAGGAAAUUAUUCUGAGAGGAUAAUCAUGUCAUUUUCCUUGCGGAGGACGAUUAAAUCCUUAUUGAAGGAAGCGACGGGCGGUGCGGAUAUUACUUGUAUUCACGGGAUAAGAGCGCUGGCCACGAUCGCUCUUUACGUUGCACAUCAGCUUGUAACAAUCGCCCGAAUACCGUUUAGCAACCGUACUUCUCUUACCGAGCUCGCCAACAAUCCGGCCAGCUCUAUUUUGCGAGUAUCGUUAGUUUAUACGGAUGCAUUUUUACUGCUAAGCGGCCUUCUGACCGCGUACAACAUGGCAAGAGAGCUGAAGAAUCGCGGCGAGAUUCGCUGGUUUUGUCGUUUCAUCGCCAGAUUUAUCAGACUUUCACCGGCAUUGCUCGCGAUGGUGUUCUGGUAUGCGUUUGUCAUGGAACAUGUGGGUUCGGGUCCACAAUGGAACAGCAUCAUCACGGCGAACGCGGAGCUCUGCAAGCAGAACGCCUGGACGAAUCUGUUAUACGUACAAAAUUUCUUUCCGUUCGAGGAGAUGUGCGCUACGCAUACGCAUCAGUUGGCCCUGGAUAUGCAGCUGUCGCUCUUGGCGCCCAUUCUGGUGUUCUUCUUACUAUAUAAGCCGCUCAUCGGCGUUCUUUUGAUAGCUUUCCUCGUCCUGUUGUCCGCCACUUUACGUUACAUUGCAACAACGAACAAUUAUCUCUCUCUCGUCAUCUUUCACGGAAUGUCAUUAAGGCGCCUAUAUAAGACCGCUAAUUUCACUUAUGCGUUGCCGCUGCACAGAGCAACGCCAUACGUUUUUGGUGUUAGCCUCGGUGUAUUGUUACAUUAUACCGGGAAGAACGUCAAAAUUCACAAGGUGUUGGUGAUCUUGGGUUGGUCGAUUGCAACGUUCUUGGGUUCAUGGUCAUUAUUUUCACCCUGGCGUCAGGCCAGACGAGACUACGUGUACAACGUCGAAGAGGCUGCUCAUUAUGCAGUAAUCGGGCCGGUGUUGUGGGCUAUAGCUUUAUGCUGGUCAAUAUUUGCCUGCUUCACGGAACACGGAGGCGUCAUUAACAGAUUCCUCUCCAAUUAUUGGCUGGUGAUCUUCAGCAGGAUAUCUUACGCCAUGUACCUAACACAAUUCGCGGUAUUUUUUUACAAUGUUGGGACCACAAGAUUUUCUUCGGAAUUUCAACCUCACAGAGCAAUUGAUCCUCUGGAAGUAGUGAUAGUAAUAGUUGUGUCAGUCAUUUUGACGUUACUCUUUGAUCUUCCGAUGCAGGAAGUAAAGAACGUCAUAAUGGAAAGCACAGACAUUUCGACGCUCGAAGUUUCCCAGGAAGAAAAGACGAGUGUAAGCGAAGAUAAAAACUUAAUCGAGGUGGCGGAAGCCGCGAAAUCGACGAUCGAAGCAAAUGUUUUUGAGGAUGACGAGAUCGCGUCUACCGGAUGGGACUGGCAGAAGGAUAUAGCUCGAGGUCCGGCUGUGCUCGAAGGACACGAGACGGAGGAGGAAACGGUAGACGUACCGAUAUUGAAGAAAGUGAACGGAAGAAAAAUGUCAUUUAUCGAUAAUGAAACGCACGAUCCCGAGAAGGUGUCGAGUAGAGAUAAAAUACCUGCUAGAAAAUUAUCUAGAGAAACGGAAGAUUACACGGAGCGUAGCAAGAGAGACAUAAAUAGUCAGAGAUACGCGACGGAUGACUCCGAAAAAGAAGCUAUCGAAUUUCGAAGAAGUCAGCGAGAACACGAGACUGCUCAACGCAACAGGCGUUCGCUAUCGAGAACCAAAGAUAAUAAGAAAUUGACACCUAGAGAGAGCGAAAGUGAAGACGAGCGACAACGCCGAAGAGAGAGCGAUGACGAUUCGCGACAGUUCGAAAGACCCGAAUCUAGAGGAAGGACUAAGGAACCGGACGAUCGUUCUUGGGAAUUUGUCGGGAAGGAAGGUUCCUCUGCGAAAGAACAAUACGAAACAAUAUCGCGACAAACGAAAGCACCUCUCGCGAGAAGAAUAUUGUCUUCCGAGAGCGAGGGAGAAUCAUCGACUCGAGAAGGAACGCAGUCGGAACGCGUUCCAAGUUUUGAAACAAAAACCAGCGACGAAGAGGAUUGGGAACACGAGCUGAGAAUACGAAGGAAACAGUUUAUGGAACAGCUGAUCACCCAGCAACGCGAAUCACUGUCCGAGGAGAGGAAUGAAAGCGAUGCAGAACCCUUGAAACGUAGAUCCUCCGCGGAGGGCAAGCUAGCAUUGCUGAGGGAUGACCUUUCCGGCGAGGAUAACAUGGACUCGUGGACUGUCAGCGUUGGAGCGCGAAUGACGCCGCUCGGAUCCUCUCAGGAACCAAGCGAGCCCGAGGACGAAGGUAUUUACAUGCGACGAAGGGAAUAUCGUGAGAAAGGUCCACCUUCGCGAGAGGAAAGCUUAAGCGAAGAGGAGAGUAGCCAGGACACUUCGAGAAGGCAGUCGUAUACUAGUGGUAGCCAGAAGACGUCCUUGGAAGAAGAGGAAGACGUUAACAACUAUAAUUUCGUGUUGACUGAGGGAAGCAAAAGAGAAUCCGUACAAGAUCUGUCGAAUUUGUCGCAGGAGGAAUUGACGAACGCCGGAUGGAACGUCGUGAAGAAAGAAGAUGAACUUUUAAAGCCGACGUCGACUGGACUAUUCAAGCGGGAGUCUAUCGUGAAGAGUCAGGCUAGCGAGGAGGAUCCUGAGUAUUUUCUACCGGAAAGGCCAAAGCUCGUUCAGCAGGAGCGGGAACAUCCUUUCAAGAAGGCCUGGCAGGUGCAAAAGUCCCGAUCGGAGGAAGAGGGCACCUCGGCGUACGCUAUAAAAAAUCCCAAGGAACAGUCGUCCGAGACGAAACAGACGACGAAGGAGACGUCGAUCAAACGCGAGCACAGCGGCGAGCACAGCGGCGAGCAGUCUGAGGAUGCCGAAUCGUUCGCUGACGAGGAAGCUGCCGUGAUACUGCGAGGUAGGAGCACCGAUACGGAGGAUACUAGAACCAGUUCGAAAUCCGGCACGGACGAGACGGAUUCGAUCUCGACGGAAUACAGCAAAGAUAGAGAUCACCGUGAUGGAGAUUAUAGACAGAGCUCGAAAUCUGAGACCGACGAAGAUUCGGGGAAAUUUAAUUGGCCUGGUGAAGAAGAAGAGGAAGAGGAAGAGGAAGACGAAAUUUACAGGACCGACAACAGGAGUAAGUCGGAAGAAGCGGAUUGGGAGCGGGAGGAAACUUGACGAAAAUGAUUUUAGACAAUUGCGUAUGAAAGUGUACUUUAUCUUCAAGUUUGGGUCGAAGGCAAGGCCUUGGAAAGAAAAGCAAAAUAAAUGGAUCGCAAUCACUCGGAGCAACAGAAUUUGCAGAAGAAAAAAUACGAGGACGACAAAAUCGAAAUUUAUAUAUUUUAAUCCUUAUAAGUUAAUAAAUUAUAAAAAAAUA
Nylanderia fulva is the source of this 5873-nucleotide messenger RNA. RefSeq lists its product as uncharacterized. Lineage: Eukaryota; Metazoa; Arthropoda; Insecta; Hymenoptera; Formicidae. The record is from RefSeq and is a predicted model, not a curated record. Gene Ontology annotation, molecular function: acyltransferase activity, transferring groups other than amino-acyl groups.